CUUAGCGAUUAACGAAAGGGAAUCAAUUAGACUGCUAUGUUUAAAUGAGGAAUCGAUUUUACAGUAACCAAGAGGGAAACAUCGUUUUGUCUGAGCAUGAAAACUGUGUCCGACUCAAUGGUUCGAGUGAGUAAAACGUCGGAAACCAAGCCCCAGGUUUUAAUGGGUUUGCAUUCAGUUGAACAUGAUACAUGUAUGACUGGACGAGGGUUGAAAAAGGUAUCGAGAAAAGCUGCCGGUGAAAGAUCAUGAACCGUGCAAUUCAAGUGAAAUCCGACUCUGAAGGUCGUGGUGAGGAGAGAAAACUGUUUAUCGGAAUGUUGUCUAAGCAACAAUCGGAAGAUGAUGUGAGACAGUUGUUGCAAGCCUUUGGUACCAUUGAAGAGUGUACAAUACUUCGUGGUCAUGAUGACCAGUCAAAGGGCUGUGCAUUUGUUAAAUUUUCAUCACAUGGCGAAGCUCAAUCGGCCAUUGAUGCUCUCCAUGGAAGUCAAACAAUGCAUGGAGCUUCAUCUUCCCUUGUGGUUAAAUUUGCAGACACGGAAAAGGAAAGGCAGAUCCGUCGUAUGCAACAGCUUGCAGGUAACAUGGGCAUACUCAAUCCUUUCAUGGUAAACACUUUUGGCUCUUAUGGAGCAGCUUAUGCCCAACAUCAUCAAGCGCUUAUGGCAGCAGCAGCCGCUUCACAGGGUUACAUCAAUCCAAUGGCUGCUGCUGCUGUUUUAGCACCUCCUUUACCUCCUCAGUGCCAAAUACCAAAUGGAUUAGCGAAUAGUCAAUUUGAAGGGCAGCUCCCGUUGGAGUCCUAUCUUCCAGGUCAACUCGUCCACAUUUGUCAUGAUGAUACCAUCGUCGGAUGAAGGAAAGGUUAGGGGCUUGAUCACCAUAAGUUUCAUUCAAAUCGGCCUGGAUUUCGCGAAUUGACUUUCCUUUCAAAUAUGAGUUCCUUAUUACACCUCGAAAUUCAGUAGUUGACAUUUUGUUCGAACAAUAAAAAAUUUUAGAAAAAGCUUACACAUAAAAAUGGUCAAGAAUCUGGGCUAAAAAGUUCGAAAAUUCGAUUUUUGCUAUCGCCCCCUAUCGGAAACCUAUGUAAAUACAUUUGAUUCGCACUUAACUGAACUACCUAAUAUUUGGAAAAGUGAGACUCUAUCAAUUUAAGAUGCAAGAUAAGAAGACGGAAUUGUGAGAAAGUAAAAUUGGAAGGUAAAAGGUAAAAAAAAUGGCUGGGAAAUGUUUUUCACACUUUUUUUCUUCGUUCCUUUUUCCAUCUCCUUCUUUGACACAAAAUCAUCUUCGAUAUUAUUCGCUUAGCCUUUUCUCUCUAGUCUUUUCUUCUUUACCUAACAACUUUUAUAUCAAAGAAACUCGGGAAAUCAAAACGCUGCCAAUGAAGGAAAAUGAAGAAACUCUAUUACCUUUUCUUAUCCUGGUCGUGUUACGACGAGAUAAUUAUUUGAAUAAAAGACUUGGGCUAAUCAAGUAAAUUUAAUCAAGAAUCAAUGAGAAUUGGAUUGAAUGAGGAAACGAAAGAAACGUUGCAGAAGAUUAUAAUAUCAU
Messenger RNA from Tetranychus urticae (two-spotted spider mite), 1560 nucleotides. The record is from RefSeq and is a predicted model, not a curated record. Lineage: Eukaryota; Metazoa; Arthropoda; Arachnida; Trombidiformes; Tetranychidae.